UGGGAGGCUCAUUUUGCCUUCAGCAUAGUGAGCAUCACAGGCACCUCAGUACGAUUCGCUGCUGCCAUUGCAUCUCCUCUCCUUGGCCCAUGCUGAUACUGCUCACUUGCUGGGAUCACUGGGACCAACUACCUGGGUUACACAGUUCUGUUCCCCUUUUCCUACAUUGACUUUCCAAACCUCUGCAAAAAGUCAUCGCAUCAGGAGUGGUACCACCUCACUAGAG
Mesitornis unicolor (brown roatelo) is the source of this 226-nucleotide messenger RNA. It is a transcript of the gene TMEM212, whose product is annotated as transmembrane protein 212. The record is from RefSeq and is a predicted model, not a curated record. The annotation marks the transcript as partial. The transcript has a single exon. NCBI's taxonomy places the organism in Eukaryota, Metazoa, Chordata, Aves, Mesitornithiformes, Mesitornithidae.